Molecule: messenger RNA, 5840 nt
Organism: Drosophila ficusphila
Lineage: Eukaryota; Metazoa; Arthropoda; Insecta; Diptera; Drosophilidae
Gene: mon2
Product: protein MON2 homolog
Exons: 13
Coding region: 205-5283 (1692 amino acids)
Source: RefSeq, a predicted model, not a curated record
CUGUGUACGUCAGCUGUCAAAACGAAUCACAAAUUUUCACGGCUUUUAUUUGUGCGCUGCAUUAUUAUUACAUUUCCCCAAGUCGAAAGCGGUUGCAUAGCAUAUGCGUGGAUCGGUUGUGGUACUUAAAUGCGGCCCACGUCCGGAGUAGUGAGUGUCAAGUGACCAGAAAGCGAGAGUAGCCAGCAAAGCCAGUGACCAACUAUGUCGUUCGUGGGCGGGGGCGGUUGCGGGGGCCAGGACGUGCACAAGUUUGUGGAGGCGCUGCAGGCGGAUUUCAAGACCCUGUCGCUGGAAACCAAGAAGAAGUAUCCUCAGAUCAAGGAGGCAUGCGAGGAGGCCAUUUCCAAGCUCUGUACCGCCGGCAGCAGCCAACAGAACUCGGUAUACUACACCGUCAACCAGAUACUCUAUCCAUUGGUGCAGGGAUGCGAGACCAAGGACCUAAAGAUUAUAAAGUUCUGCUUGGGCAUGAUGCAGCGUCUCAUCACCCAGCAGGUGGUAGACCAAAAGGGCGCACUCUACAUCACCAAUGCACUGUGGACCCUUAUGGAGAACAAUAUCGAGGAGGUGAAGGUGCUGCAGACGGUGACCCUUCUUCUGACCACCAACACGGUGGUGCAUGGCGACACUUUGGCCAAGGCCCUGGUUCUCUGUUUCCGCCUGCACUACACCAAGAAUCCCACGAUUGUCAAUACAGCAGGAGCAACUAUCCGGCAACUGGUGUCACUGGUGUUUGAGCGCGUCUACCUGGAAAAGGAUUCGGUGUCGAGUCUUCAGCAACAGCAGCAGCAGCAACAGUCCACUGGUUCGCCGGCAGAGACAGAGGGCGGCGGUCAGGAUGUUCAGACCUUUGCAUCGGACGCCUUUCUGCUGUUUCAGGAUCUCGUGCAACUGGUGAACGCGGAGCAGCCUUAUUGGCUAGUGGGCAUGACGGAGAUGACGCGCACCUUUGGUCUGGAACUGCUCGAGGCGGUGCUAACCAACUUUAGCGCUGUGUUCCACGAGAAUAAUUGUAUUUCCUUACAGAGCAACGACUUUCGAUUGCUGCUUAAGGAGCGGGUCUGUGCCUUGGUCAUAAAGCUCUUCUCGCCGAACGUGAAGCACCGUCAGCUGCCCGCUCCGAGCAAUGGCAAUGCACCUGUGCCGGCCGAGAAGCCAUAUUUCCCCAUCAGCAUGCGAUUGCUGCGCCUGGUGGCGAUACUUAUACAGAAAUACCACACCAUACUGGUCACCGAGUGCGAGAUCUUUCUAUCGCUGAUCAUCAAGUUCUUGGAUCCGGACAAGCCGGCUUGGCAGCGAGCCCUGGCCCUGGAGGUUAUCCACAAGCUGGUCACGCGCUCCUCGCUUAUUGCCUUCUUCUGCAAGUCGUACGAUUUGAAGAACCAUGCCACAAACAUUGUGCACGACAUGAUUGCUGCCAUGGGUAGCUAUGUCCGAUACUCCCUGAUCAAUGCCUCGGCCAUGCUUAAUGGUCAGCAGAACGGAAUGGCGAGUUCGUUGACAGCCCUGUCGGGAAACAACCAGUGUGGCUUUAUGUUCCGCGGAGCGUAUCUGCCGCUGGUGGCCACCUAUGCUCCAGGUGUUUCCAAGGCGGUUUACUUGGAAAUGCUGGAUAAACUGGAUGCGCCGAACAUACCCGACAGCUAUGGCAUCUCGGUGGGUCAUGCCAUUCUCCUGGACAUGACCCGCUCCAUUGGAGGCGUAAUUCAGCGCACUCCAGAGCUUCAUCCGAGUCACAACACGGCGGUGAUCACGGAGGAGGAGCACAAGCCUCUGUGCCUGCAGUUGGUGAACUCCAGCUGGUCUGGCCUCCUCAGCGCUUUUAUUCCACUGGUGGAGACGUCCAUUGACGAAGCCACCACGGAGAACAUCCUCAAGGCUAUGCAAAACUAUGCUGCUCUGUGCGGAAUGCUGGAGCAGCUGCAGCCGCGAGACGCCUUCAUCAUGGCCAUGUGUCGUGCCUCGUUUCCGCCCCACUAUGCCAUGUCCAUUUUUGCCAACACCACGCAGGCGGAUGGUGAAUUAAGAUGUCACACCCGCAGUGGCAGCCAGGAUCUGAGCAGCCAGUUCAUCAACAACUGCAGUGGCGAUUCAGGGGACUUCCGACCCCAGAUUGUGGCCGUGGGCACACCCCUUCCCUCCGCCUCGCUGCCCCACAGCGUGAUGCAAGCACCGGUGAUGCUGACCAACAAGAAUCUGCAGUGCAUGCGAGCGAUUCUCUUUCUGGCGCAUAACAACGGCGGAAUACUGGGCACCUCGUGGCACAUUGUUCUCCAAACGCUGCAGCAUUUAGUGUGGAUCCUGGGCCUGAAACCCUCGACGGGAGGCAGUCUUCAGGCGAUGCCAAAGCCGGCGGUGGAGGCCAAUGUGGGCAUUCAAACGGCCGUGAUGGCCGAUCUUCCGGUUCUGUCGCAAAUGCUUAGCCAGCUUUUCGAGUCCAGUCAGUAUCUGGAUGAUGUGGCGCUGCAUCAUUUGAUCGAUGCGCUGUGUAAGCUCUCCCACGAGGCCAUGGAGCUGGCCUACGCCAAUCGAGAGCCAUCCCUCUUUGCAGUGGCCAAACUUCUGGAGACGGGAUUGGUGAACAUGCCACGCAUCAAGGUGUUGUGGCGACCGCUCACUAAUCACCUGUUGGAGGUGUGCCAGCACCGGCACAUUCGCAUGCGGGAGUGGGGCGUCGAGGCCAUCACCUACCUGGUGAAGUCCGCACUUCAGUUCAAGCACAAAACGCCACUCAAAGAGAAUAUGGAACUACAAACUAUGCUGCUGAGUCCGCUUUCCGAGUUGUCCACAGUCCUGCACGCAGAUGUUCGACAGCGGCAGCUGGAUUGUGUCCUCCAGAUCCUGAACACGGCCGGGGAGAUUCUCUCGUUUGGCUGGCCUGCCAUCAUCGAGAUCAUUGGUGCCGUAAACGAGCACCACGGCGAGCCGUUGAUUCGCACAGCAUUCCAAUGCCUCCAAUUGGUUAUUACCGAUUUCCUGACCGUGAUGCCCUGGCGAUGCCUGCCCCUGUGCAUCAGCACGGCGGCUAAAUUCGGCUCCCAAACCCAGGAACUGAACAUUUCCCUGACCGCCAUUGGUCUAAUGUGGAAUAUUUCAGAUUUCUUUAAUCAAAACCAGGACAAGCUGAUGUCCACUCAGCUGCAGGAUGUGGCCAUUCUGCCCGAUUUUCCGGGCACAGUGAAGAUGCCGCAGUUUGAUAAGUUGUGGAUGUGCUUGUACGCCAAGCUGGGCGAGCUGUGUGUGGAUCUGCGUCCGGCGGUGCGUAAAUCGGCCGGCCAGACGCUCUUCUCCACCAUCUCCGCCCACGGCAGCCUGCUCAAUCCGCCAACGUGGCAGGCACUGGUCUGGCAGGUUCUCUUCCCGCUGCUGGACAACGUGCGCGCCCUGAGCAGCUCGGCCAGCAACGAGAAGGUGGACGCCAGUGGCAACAUUCUCAUCCAUCACUCGCGCAACACCGCCCAAAAGCAGUGGGCCGAGACGCAGGUGCUCACCUUGUCGGGCGUCUGCCGGGUGUUCAACACAAAGCGGGAGCUGCUCCAGAUGCUCGGUGACUUUGAGCGGGCUUGGUCCCUGAUCCUCGAGUUCAUUCAGAAUGCUGCUCUGAGCAAGAACGGCGAGGUGUCGCUGGCCGCCCUUAAGUCUCUGCAGGAGAUUAUGUACCACAAUACCACGGAGCGAGCGGAGAGAGCCCUAAAGGAUCCCCAGUCGGCUCAAGAGCAGGAUGACGAAAUCUGGACCAUUGCCUGGAACAUUUGGCUGAGCAUUGGCAUGGAGAGCACCAAGAUGUCCACAACGAAGCUGCAGCAGCAAAACAGCAAUGGCGCCGACAGUCAGGAUGACUUUUACAUUCCCAGUCAGGCUUUCCUCACCGCCCUGAUCCAAAUCUUCCCCGCCAUCUUUCAGCACAUUCAAGUCAAAUUUAGUGCAGCUGACUUUGAUAAGUUCUGCACUGUGCUAACGAAUGCUGUAUGCAUUCCCGUCCAGACCGAUGCGGUUCCCUACAUCAUGUCCACCGUGUCCGACACUCUGCUUACACCGCUGCACGAUGGCAUCCUCGAUUGCAUGGAGCUAAUCCAGAAGGAGGCCACAAAGAGCGAAUCGCACAUCAGCCAGCUCAUUCCCGCCAUUUUCCGGCAGCUGCUGAUCUUCAGCAAGUUCGCCUGCGCCCCGCCCACAUUCCAGCAGAGUGUGGAGCACAAGUAUGCCAAGUCCUCGGGCCACUAUGCCAACAACGCCUCCGUCGAGGUGGUCAGCAUGAACUACAUACCGUUCGGGGAGAAGUCAAUCAGUAUUUGCGUGAAGCUCUACCAGACCACGGCCACCGAGGAUCCGGUGGUGCAGGAGCAGAUCCUGCACGACAUCGUCAAGGCUCUGCGCACGCCGCUGGCAAUGAAGUACAAGUGCCUAUCGUCCAGCACUUGGAAGCUGGCCAUCUCCAGUCUGAUCAGCGUGCUGCACACUGGCCUAAAAGUGGCGCGCGCCAAGCCGCAGCAUUUUGCCAGCCUGUGGGACGACUUGGCCGACACCCUGGACAAGUUCUUGUUCCCGGCGAGUGUCUGCACCAUCGAGGAUCGCGGCCUGGAGGAGAUCGUGCUGGACGAAACGAUCGACUGCCAAGUGAUUGAGCUGCUUAGGGACGAGGUGUUGCCGCAUGCCCACGAAAUGCCGCACCAGUUCAUCAUGCAGAUCGUGGUGCUGCUGAACAAGGGCUCCAUUCACUCCGCCUCGGACACGAACAUUUGCUACGAGUCCGACUGGAAGCUGCGCGAGAUAUUUGCCAAAACCUGCUUCGAGACCCUGCUGCAGUUCUCGCUGCUGGAGGAUCACGCCAACACCAACAACAAUCGCCUCAACGCCAAUCUCCUGGCAGCUGGAGCCGCGGGGGCGGGUGGCAAAGACUUUGCCGGCCGACUGGCGGUCACCGCCCUGCUGCAUCGCUUCCAGGAAGUGCUCAAGCGGUUCAACGAUGAUGAGCGGCAAAGCGGCAAGUGUCCGCUGCCCAGAUUCCGACUGUCUGAGAUAUCGUUCGUGCUCAAAGCCAUUGCAACGCUUGUGGUGUCCAUGAAGAAGGCGCCAGCCUCAAAGGUGAACAAGCCCGCUUGGGAUCAGUUGAUUGGCCUGUAUCCAUACCUGGUGGACUGCACCACGACCACGUCGCCGGAGGUCUCGCGAUCGCUGCGCGAAGCAUUGCUCCAGUACACGGACCUGCUGCAGGCGCCACGCACCUGUGCGGCGAGCGUGACAAACGACAAUGCAAUACAAUCGAAUGGACAAGAGUGAAAGUAUGCCUAGACACACAGAGAGACCAAGUCGAAAUCCAGACCGGCGGUCGAUGCUGUGCGAUGUUUUUUCUUAGUUGUUUAAGUGCGAACCGUUUGAAUAUAUUUAUUUUGUGCAUAAUUUAUGAAUGUUAAUCUUAGCCCUCCCUCGCAUAGAUGUAACGACUAAGCAUCUAUGUACUUACAUACAUACCUAAACAUAUAUAUAUAUAUAUUUGUAAAAGUAUUUUGUAGUUGAGCUAUGAAGUAUGUAAUAGGUCUAGACGGCGUUGCCGGAAUGAGGCCAAUUAACGAAGAUGAAACCCCACAAACCGCUUGGACCGCAGAGGAAAGAGAAGCAGACAGCAGAUUCCUUUAGUACCUUUUCGAGACGCAAAGACAAAGAACUACAUUAGCUGUAGGCUAUACUUAUACAAAUCUAACUACGAUCUAUUUGUGUAGCGCAUUUUAAAGUACAGACGUGCGUGUUAUCUGAAUCAAAUAUUAACCAUUAACCAUGAUGCAACCAACCAACUUUGUAGUGACGUUUUUAAAUAAAGCAAAAAUUAUUAUUACCAA